AUGGCUGACCAGUUCACUCAAGAACAAAUUGCAGAAUUCAAGGAGGCCUUCUCCGUGUUUGACAAAGAUGGCGACGGUACCAUUAGCACACAAGAGCUAGCCACUGUCAUGAAAUCCUUGGGGCAAACCCUAACGGACAAAGAGUUACAGGAAAUGAUCAACGAGGUGGAUUCAGAUGGGGACGGGACAAUUGACUUCAAUGAGUUCUUGACCAUGAUGGCUAAGAAAAUGAAGGACACGGACACAGAAGAAGAAAUCCGUGAGGCCUUUAAAGUAUUUGACAAAGACGGCGACGGGUCCAUCAGUGCAGCCGAACUGAGGCAGGUCAUGAAGAACCUGGGGGAGAAAUUAACAGACGAAGAAAUUGACGCAAUGAUAAGAGAGGCCGACGCGGACGGAGAUGGACAAGUGAACUAUGAAGAAUUUGUGCAGAUGAUGAUCUCAAAGUAAAGCGCUCCCAAACAUCGAGGAGAGUCAGUCACUUGGCCUUCUGAACCACUACUGAUAAAUAUGGCUGACCAGCUGAGCCCUGAACAGAUUGCUGAAUUCAAGGAAGCCUUCUCACUGUUUGACAAAGAUGGCGAUGGUACCAUUACAACUCAAGAACUGGGCACUGUCAUGAGAUCCAUGGGACAGGCCCCAACUGACAAAGAGUUACAGGAAAUGAUCAACGAAGUGGAUUCAGAUGGGAAUGGAAUAAUUGACUUCAAUGAGUUCUUGACCAUGAUGGCUAAGAAAAUGAAGGAUACGGAUACAGAAGCGGAAAUUCGUGAGGCCUUCAAAGUAUUUGACAAGGACGGUGAUGGGUCCAUCAGUGCUGCUGAACUGCGGCAGGUCAUGAAAAACCUGGGGGAGAAAUUAACAGAUGAGGAAAUCGAUGUAAUGAUCAGAGAGGCCGAUGCUGAUGGAGACGGACAAGUCAAUUAUGAGGAAUUUCUACGGAUGAUGACUGCUAAGUAG
Molecule: messenger RNA, 960 nt
Organism: Polypterus senegalus (gray bichir)
Lineage: Eukaryota; Metazoa; Chordata; Cladistia; Polypteriformes; Polypteridae
Product: calmodulin-like protein 12
Exons: 3
Molecular function (GO): enzyme regulator activity; calcium ion binding
Source: RefSeq, a predicted model, not a curated record